Porites lobata is the source of this 13283-nucleotide messenger RNA. Lineage: Eukaryota; Metazoa; Cnidaria; Anthozoa; Scleractinia; Poritidae. The record is from the annotation of a GenBank genome assembly.
GGCUGCUGUACGCCCGAAUUGCACCUCGGGUUUGACAAAGCAACCACUGGUCAACAUGAGCUAGACGGACGCCGUGCCCAGUUCCCUUCUGGAGCCAAUGAGGAGAGCCCUUGUGGCAAGUUUGCAGACCUGAAUGCUGAAAAUGUGCAAUUCAAUAGUGCAAAACUAGCAACCAAAACUGACGCAAUAACCAUUUCUCUUUGGAUUAAAUUGCUCUCCAAAAAUGGUAUCCAGCCAGUUUUGGUUGUAGCAGGAGAGGAUGGCGAACUUAGGCUGGAGAUUGCCCAAGGUCAUCUCUCUUGGAUGUACACUUCAAUAGGCACACCAUUGGCCACAUUUGCUCUCCUAAGUGUAGUUCCAGUCGUGCCAGCCGGUCUGUGGACGCAUCUGGUCGUGCAAUACGACGCCUUCACUGGGCGAUCUGCGGCUUUUCUCAAUAAAAAGGAAAUACUGCAAGGUGUCUCAGGCGGAGGUUCUCUGAAAAUAAACUGGGGAGAGUUCACGACCAUAGGCCAAUCUUACAUCAACGAGGUGUUACGACUCAAAACGAAAGGGAACAUAGAUGAGUUUUAUAUCUACUUCUGUGCCGUUCCAGAGAUGGUUAUCCAAAGACUCGCUGACUCGUGUCACGUGGACGGAAAAUGUGCAGCGAUUGGGCCAGGUAACAUUGUAGGCUUUGCUACUUUGUAGAGUAACUGUUUAUUUCUCAAUCUAUAGCCUUCAAACAUCCAGUCCUGUCGGAGUAAAGGGGUUGAGGGGAAGGGGUGUAGACGGGGUUACACAGUGUCAGUAAGUCUGCCCUGGAUGUCAUUGGGGUGCGGCACGCAUACAUUAUACUAGUUUCCUAACGUGAAGUCAAUCUUGGAUACCAAACGUACCUGAGUUUCUGCCUUUCUUCGUUCCUAUAUUCCUUCCUUUUCCCUUUAUCAAUUUAUCGUUAUGCUAAAUUAAUUCGUAAAAUUAUAUCCUUUUGCUUUUCCCUAUUUUCGCCUUGUUUUGAGCACCACAAAUUUGGAUGAAAAAUAUUUCCAUGUUACAGGAGUAAAAGAUCCAUGUGAUGCCCACGAUGCAUUUUACUGUAAGAAUGGAAAGUGCGUUGGGCAAGAAUGGCGCUGCGAUGGAGAAAACGACUGCGGGGACUGGAGCGAUGAAACAGAAUGUGGUUAGAGUUAUCUUUUUCUAACUGAUAUGGAAAAGUGCCCUUUCCGUGUUAAUGUGUAUAGCUACAAGUUAACAAAUACUUGCUCAUUUGGCAUAUAGAGAAGAUCCAGGCGUAGUUAAUCGAUAAACCGAUAAUCGGUAACAAUCGAUAUCAGUCUUCCGAUAUCGAUACAUAGAUAGCCAUAAAGAAAAAAGGCUUUGACUUCGAUUAUUAUCUUUUGCCCAACCAAGUGCGACCCCUUAUGCAAAAUAAUGGCAGCGAUCUGGAGGAUUUCAAUGGCCCUGUAUAUACCGCAUUGAAUUGGAUUCCAAUGUGAGCGAGAUUCGUGGAAAAACUGCAAGAUGCAAUCGAUGAAGCAAAAUGUAAUUGACAUGUAAAGAUCCAUGAAAACCAGAGGAACAGAAAAUCAAGACUACACCAACGGUUUUUUUCUCAAACUGAAGAAGGGACAUAAACCCGAAACGUUUGUAUUUUUUUAGAAAAACAUUUGACACUUUUUUUAUAUUUCUUUGCCUAAUAUCACCUCAUCAGCUACACCUGGAGUACUUGCUGAAGUCAAAAACAAAAUGUGUUAAGCUGAAGCUGGUCUCGUCGGUGUUGUGUGCCAAAUAGUAUCGUUAUGUUCAGAGUAUCUGAACCAUAUGCUCUUCAAUAUUAUUACUUGUUAUCGAUCACUAUCGAUUGCAUUGUUAUCAAUUUUUGUUAAUCGAUAAUAAGUGAUAGAUUAUUUUUUCUAUCGAUUUCCGAUAUCAAUCGAUGACAAUCGGCGGAUGAAAUCUAUUGAUAUCGAUCAUACCGAUUGAUUUCCGAUAUCGAUUUCUAUCGAUUAACUACGUCUGGAGAAGGUGUUUUAGACUUUUUGAGACCCUGUUUUUGGGUGACUAAAGUUUUUAGGAAAUGGAUGAUGAACUGGUUUAGCGCAUUGAUAUCAGCAAUGAGGCUUCUACACAGUUACAGUCUACAGGCAUGUUAUAUACACUUGUUGGGAAUUCUAUCUCUUAAUGUCAAUAUCUCCCUAUUAACUACCUUGACUCUGCCUUCCGACUGUCCAGGGCACUAAAUCGGUGUAUUUCACCUAUCUUGUUUUCCUACCAGAUGUUCUAUGCUCAGUUGGGAGUUGCUUGUUUAGUGUUUCCUCUGUACGGCGUGCGUGUCAGCUUUUUUCAGUGUGCUUUAAAGGGACAUGUUCACAGUUCGGCGCAUGUUCAUUAAUUAAAUUACUUUUUUUCCAAUUUAUUAUUAAUUCUAUCGGUUAAUAAUCCCACUCACAUGUAUCUCAGCGAUCUCAGAGUGUAUUUCAAAGAAGAAGUGUAUUUCAGAGUAAUCUGAAGUGGGAUGGAGGAGUACUAAAAUCGCAGAAAAACUAGUGGAUUAUGCCAACACUACCAACGUUGAAUUUAUCGUUGUCCCGAAGGUUUUAUUCCAUGGUGGAUAAAUUUACAACUUUUUGCACAUAAGUUGAUCACGUGACUGCAAGGGGAGUGUCCAGAUUGGUUCUUUGACAACAUUAUGACAUGCUCAUUUUGCUUUCAUAGACGAUACAGCAUGUCCCGGCAGAAAAAACAGCAUUUUCAUUACCGGGCAUGCGCUGAACCGUGAACCUGUCCCUUUAAUUCCUUUGAAAUGUUAGAUAAUGGAAUACCACUCUAGAUGCCUGGAACAAAGAUUGUUCUGUACUAUUUCUACCAUCCAUUAACAAAAGCAUUUAUUUCGUAGAUGGCUUCUGUAAUCCAGGAGAAAAAACAUCUUCCACUAAGGGGAGGUGUGUGCCAUGUUUUUGUAUGGGGCAUUCUCAGGAAUGCAGUAAUUCACAGAUGUACCGGAGCAGGGUGAGUAAUGAACAUUGUCACAUUUCCACACUUUGAAAAGCGUGUAAAAUCAAAUUUUAGUUAAAAAAAAGUGUGGAGAAGCUUGAAAAUACGAUCGGAAAGUAAAGUUUUGGAGUUUAUAAUGCAUUUUAGAAGAUUGGAACGGAGUGACUUAGAGCAUUUCCAGAUAGAAACUUUCCCACCUUUGUGAUAGUGGAAAAGAAAUCGAUAACCGCACACAAAUGAAUGCCAAUCAGUUAGACUGUUGCAGAUCUUAGCUUGGUCACGAUAUGCACGCCUAUUCCUGAAAGGUUAUGUUCAAUUGCUCAUGUUAGGGCCCGAACCCUGGUCGGUAAAUCGUUUCGACCCCUUUGAGACUGGACUUGUAAUGUGAUGUCCCUGUCCUGGACAUCUUAUUGUUUUAGUAUUAUGAGGUGUCAUAACAUGUGCUUUUCGCUCUUAAAGAAAAUUGUAGUUAGAAGUCUGUAAGAUGUGUUCACGAUGGAACUCUAACGUUAUUGUCAUUGCUGUCAGGAAAAGAAUUUGUUUUGGAGUCCAAGCAGAACAGAUUACAAAUAAAACUUCGUUUUCAAGCUUCUUAACUACGUUAAACCAUAUUGACAAUAAAUGGAAAUCCGUUUCGUUUUGAAUUCUUUCUUGAAACAAUUAGUAAGAGUACAAGAAGUCUGUGAACUUUACCACGGGAUUCAUGUUUAGUAUCAUUUUUCGCUUUCUCCACUGACCUUGCAGAGAGCUGGUAGAUGCUCAUUUUUUCUUCAAAGUUUGGGCGGUUGGGCGAGCGGCGAGUCGCUAAAUCGAGACGCGCAAAGUGACCGUCGCGCGUGUGGUCAUUUACUGUCGCGCUAAGAGCGCUUGCCAAAGGUCAGAAAUGAUCUGAGUAUGGCGAGUCGUUUUGAAAAUAAGACACUCUUUAUAAGAGUUUUUGUUAGAAAUCCAUCACUUCCGUGCAUAUUUUUUAGGAAACAUGGCGUGACAUAGCAGGGCGGUAAUUUUAACGACUAGACCGGUCUGGCCAGCGCGUUCUUGCUAAUGUGAGCCCUCUAAGAUAAAUGGUAGAUAUACUAGUAGUCUCCUUACCCUGCGGGUCUUAUUUCAGAUGAAUCUGGAAAUAAGGAAUUUCACCGAUGGACCAUUCAUCCGUCUAGUAGGUGUCGAUGGGGAGAAAGUGUCUGGCAUAACUUACACUGCAGAGAAAAUUAACAAUGAGGUAGUGGCUCAUAACAUUUCCAAGCAGAUGCAAUAUUACUGGGCUCUACCGAAAGCGUUUUUAGGGAACAAGGUAAAGAUCUCGUAGUCAUAGCUUCUACAUUGCUAAAGGGAAAGGUUCACGGUUCAGGGCAUGCUCAUUUACCAAAAUGCUGUUUUUCUGCCGGGACAUGCUGUACGGUCUAUGCAAGCAGUAUGAUCAUGUCAUAAUGUUGUCAAAGAACCAAUCUGCACAAUCUCCUGGCAGUUUCUUGCACAUCAUCAACUUAAAUAUUUGCAAAUAGCUGUAAAUUAAUCAAUCAUGGAAUAAAACCUUCGGGUCAACAAUAAAUUUAACGUAGUUAAUUAGUGUUGGCAUAAUCCACUAAUUUUCUCUGCUAUUUUGGUACUCCUCCAUUUUACUUCAGGUUACUCUGAAAUACAAUUCUACUCUGAAAUAUAUUCUGAGAUCGCUGAGAUACAUAUGAAUAAGAUUAUUAACCGAUAGAAUUAAUAAAAAAUUGGAAAAAGGUAAUUUGAUUAAUGAGCAUCCGCUUAACCGUGAACCUGUCCCUUUAAGGUCCUCUCAAUCAUAGCUGAACCAAAAAUGAGAAUAAGCUUCUUCCAUGGUCGAAUUGUCCGUUUAUAAGUUUGAGGAGAGUGUUUUUGUAGCUGCAGAGAACUGUUGUAUAGGAUUCAUUCAACUUGUAGGAUUGCAGUUUAAUUUCAUUAGCAUAAAAAAUGUUGAAUUAGUCUUUCUAUUUAAUUUCCCAAGUUUUUUGUUUUAUCUUUCAAUCCCAGAUAACAAGUUAUGGUGGAAAGCUUCGUUUCACUGUCAAGCACAGUCCAAAAUCUCUGCCUAAACAUGAACGAGUUGUGAGGGAAAUAAUUUCCUUCGAGAACUUUGAAGCAGACUUCCUUAUUGACAGGAAGGGGAGCGAAGACACAAUCGAUGGAUCUGGAAUAGAGGACGUCACCACUCCAAAAGCAUCCACAACAAGAUCUUAUACGACUUACCCUGUAACAGAUAUAGCGACUGAAGAAGAUGAAACAAUCACGUCUGUUACCUCUCAAGCCUACAACACUGAGAGUGCUACAACAGUAGCAUACACAUCAGGACCUGACACGACCUACCCUGUAACAGUUGUAACUACAGAAGAAGAUAAAACAACCACGUCUGUCCCCUCUUCCCAGCAUACAGCCUAGAACAGAUAUACCAACUGAGCAAGUACUGUCCCAGAGGCAUCCACAGCAGGACCAGAUACCACUUAUCCUAUAACAGAUAUGGGUACCGAGGAAGAUAAAACACCCACGUCUGUUUCUUUUUCAGCUUAUAGUACUGACAGUACCAUCCAGGAAGCAUCGAUAACACUACCAGAUACGACCUACCCUGUAACAGAUGUAGUGAGUGAGGAAGAUGAAACAACCGCGUCUGUUCCAUCUUCAGCAUACAGUACUGAGGGUACUACCACAGAGGCAUCCACAACAGGAUCAAAUACGACUUAUACCGCAACAGACGUUGCUACCGAGGAAGAUGCAACAAGUACAUCUGCUCCUUCUGCAGAAUACGGUACUGAAAGCACCACCCUAGACGUAUCCACAGCAGGACCUGAGACGACUUACCCUGUAACAGAUGUAACUCCUGAGGAAGAUGAAACAACCACGUCCGUUCCCUCUUCAGCAUACACUUCUGAGAGCACUGCCCCAGAAACAUCCACCAAAAGAUCUGAUACAACUUACCCUGUGACAGAUAUAGCUACUGAGCAAGGUGGAACAACCUCGUCUGUUCCGUCUUCAGCAUACAGUACUCAGGAUAAUGCUCCAGAGGCAUCCACUGCAGGACCAGAUACGACCUAUUCCUUGACAGAUAUAGCUACCGAGGAAGAUGAAACAACCACGUCUGUUCCAUCUUCAGCAUAUAGUACUGAGGGUAAUCCCCCAGAGACAGCCAUAACAGUAUCAAAUACGACUUAUCCUGUAACAGAUGUGGUGACUGAGGAAGAUGAAACAACCACGUCUGUUCCAUCUUCAGCAUACAGUACUGAGAGUACCAUCCCAGAAGCACCCACAACGGGACCAGAUACGACUGAUCCUGUGACAGAUAUGGUGACCGAGGAAGAUGAAACAACCCCGUCUGUUCCCUCUUCAGUAUAUAUCACCGAGAGCAUUACCCCAGACUUAUCUACAACAGCACCAGAUACUACUUUACCAGUUACAGAUAUAACUACCGAGGGAGAGGAUGGCACAACCACGUCUGCGCCUUCUCCUGCUUAUAAUACUUACCGUGCUUCUAAAGAGGUGCUUACCGAGAAAGAAGGUGAACCAACGACUCUCUUGCCCUCGUCUGCCUACAAUACUCACAUCACUACUUCAGAAGUAUCUUCAUCAAUAACCGACACGACUUUUCCUGUAAAAGAUGCAGCUACUGAGGGUAAAGAGAAGGCAGCCACUUCCGUGCUUUCUUUAGCUUACAGUAUUGACCAUGCUACUUCAGAAGUAUCCACAGCAAUGUCAGAUAUUACUGACCCUGCAACAGAUGCAACUACCCAGGGAGAGGAUGAAACAACCACGUCUGCACCUUUGUCAGCUUACACUUCUGAUAAUAGCACUAAGCAAGCGCACACAACAGUAUCAGACUCGACUUACCCUGUAACAGAUGCAACUAUCGAAGGAGAAGAUGAAACAACCACGUCUGCACCUUUGUCAGCUUACACUGCUGGCAGUUCUCCUAACGAAGCAUCGACAGCGGUACCAGAUAUGACAUACCCUGUAACAGAUGCAACUACCGAGGGAGACAAAGAAGUCACGACUGUUCCUUCUUCAGCUUAUAGUACCGACAGUACUACUACGGAGGUAUCCACGGCAGUACCAGAUACCACCACCUCCCUGCCUCGGUCGGUCUCCAGAACUGAAACAACAGCUACUGAAGCAUCCUCAACUGUAUUAGGUACGUCCACCACAGAGGCACAUAGAUACACGGAUGACCAGAAGGAAAGGUCGGCUGCCAUACCUUCCACAUUGUAUGGUACUGACGACCUCUCUACUCCUUCAGUAACCAAGCGAUCAGGUACGCCCGUUAUAGAUGCAUCCAGCGACGCUCCUUAUGAAACGACAUUUUCGCCAACCUCUAUCCAAACGACGGAGAGGCCUUCUACCGACGCUUCUGCCACUCCAGUCAGUAGAAUUACAGACGCCGUUCUAAUGGUGGUAUGUAUUUCAACUUCAAUUUUUUUUCAGUUAAGUUGAUACUUUUUGUUUUCUCCUCUGCCUCAGGCCAAAAGGCAAAUUUACCCCACCGGGUAAUUACCGGCGCAUUUUAGAAACGGGCCUCUGAUAAUCAAAGCUCUUUUCUCCCGCGUCUUAGCUGUGACUCCAUUCUCCAUUUUUUGCCUUCUUUUAUAAUAGUAACUUUGAUUACAUAGGGCAAGGACGCUACCUUGGUUUUCCAUCGCGAGUUACGGUCAAACAGUGACAACUCCCAAGUAACAAUGGAGGUCUCUAUUACUGAGGUAGCCUAAUCUAUGAUUCAUCUAAACAUGGUAAACCUACUGUAGGCUAUGUUCACACUUGGUAACUAAGCACUAGUUCCUGGCUGUCGGCACAAAAUGGUGUGGUCUUCACUGGGAGAACUUGAGUGCCCAAUAUUCAACUCAUAUUGUCAGACGCCAUUUUGAAGCGUGAAUGUGUCAUGGGUAUGCAAAGUAUUGGAUUGCCUCAGAAACAAGUGCACACAGGCUAACCAGGAAGAGUACCGUACUCGGGCACCGCGCUCCGGCAACAAGUGUGAUCACAGCCUUAAUGCUAAGAUUGGUUUUUCCUUCACUGUGAAGAGUGUAUUGUUGAUAUCGAUGUCUUAUUUACCGUGUAAGCUGCUAAGUUUGCUCUUAUUAACUGCCUAGCCUUAUCUAACUCAAUGGCAAUGACGAUAAUAUGUAAAUGACACUAGCAACUGGCAAGUCAAAUGUUGCUCUUUCAAGUUUUGCGUGACGUUUUUUAGAACAGCUUCUCAGGGCACGAAAAAAGGUUCCACCCAGUAGUCCCGGACUAGUAAUUUUUCUUGCUGGGCAAGUAACUUUUCAACCUUACUUGCCCAAUGGACAAGGGUCCACGCAAGUCAUCCUCUAACAAAAUCAUUAGUAAGCUUUUGCAACAGGACGGGAGAGGAAAGAAGACGGAAAACCUUGUGUGACAAUCGUGACAAUAAUUUUGUUUAAAAAACGUUUUCGCCGAGCUUCAGCCUCCUUUAAACAGGCCCUGUAAAAGACCAGAAAACAUCAACGUAAGGGAAGAUCACCACAAAACACAUAAGUAAUAGGCCUGUCGCGUUUGUCACACAUUAGCGUUUUGCCGUCCUCUUCUUUCUGCCGUCCUGUUGCAUAAACUCAUUAUUAACUGAGACCAGAAGUUGCCCUGGGCAAGCAAAUUGUUAGAGAUGUUUGCCCAAGGGACAAGCAAGAAUUCAAUUUUCUUAGACUUGAAAACCUACUGGGUCUUUCAGAAUUUCCUAUAUAUGUCUGCAGUUUAUUUUAACUUGUAUUCAUGAAUAAUCCAGCGAAUUCUUAUUCUUUAAAAAUGACUUUUUGCAGUUUUACGUUUGAUUGUGUGACCUUUCAGGUCAAAUGGCGUUUACCGAAUGGCGUGGAAACGUUCAGGCACACUUUCAUGAGAGUUUUGUCAGAUAUACAGGCCAUCUAUAUCAGAGCGUCAUAUGGUGGCGAUGCAUCGAAUCUGGAGUCUCUGAGGUGAUUAUACUUUGCUCCACCUGUCUUUGCGCUAGUAACUCUGUUUGAAAGUUUAAUUGACCUUUGGUUUUGUCCUCUUUAGCAUCAAAGACCUUUCCCUUGACGUGUCUAGCCAACACGAUGCAGGGUUUGGGAAAGCCCUGUUGGUAGAACAAUGUGAUUGCCCUGUUGGAUACAGUGGACUGUCGUGUGAGGUAAUAUAACAAUGAAGCAAAUGUUUGUCGAAAAUAUGUAGUAGUCGUAGUACCCUUAUGACAGCUUACAAAAGUGUUUUCUUGUGAUAUUAGCUGAAUUUUUCAUGUCUCUAUUAAAACACGUGAAAUGCAGUUUGAAGAGUUUGAAGAUUUUGGAAAACAAUCAAAAGUUCUAGCCGACCUUUCUUUUCCACUGGUCCGAUUUCUCACAUUAAUCUUUUCACACGAGGAGUUGUGUUAGAGGCAUUUUAUCUAGCUCUGGAUGAACACCAGAAACAUGUACGUUCAAGCUGCUUUAUUUUCACGAAGUCCUGAAAACGACAUGGUGGUAUCUGUAACAUUCGGAGUGUAAGGGAAGACUGACGAGUUCUUAACUCUGCUAUACAAGUCUGGAGUCUUCUCAAAACGAUAUUUUAAGGCUAAAUUAGAUAGAGUUACACUUUCCGACCUAACGGCAAAAAAAAAAAAAACACCUUUUCAAUCUAUCAAUGUCAGAUUUCGAGAGAGGAUUGAUGAAUUGCUUGGUUUUGGCUGACCUUCUGCCCCUCUUUGUUUCAGUCAAUGUAAUUCGUAACAUAAGCACUUUCUCCUCUCUAAACAGUCCUGCAAACCGGGUUAUUACAAAUCUCGUGUUGAUCCCGACACCGGUGUCAACUGUGUCAAGUGUGACUGUGAGGGUUAUUCAAAUGAAAGUUGUGAUCCCGAAAGUGGCAAGUGUAACAGCAAGGUAAGUGGUUACACUCCUGAUACGUAAACCAGUAGUUUCUGUUGAGCCUCUAGUGAAUACCAAGUGAGACGUGAUGGGAAGUAAGGAAAGCAAAGGUGUGAGACACACUUCUUUCCUCUUUCCAUUUUACCCUUUGAGCCGGUAGAGACAACUGAGAAUGAAUUAGGUCCCACUCUUAGCAAACGGUCGACUGGAAAAUCGGGAUUUGGAUUUUUGAAGUCCCAAUCCAGUUUUGCCAAACAAAUUCAAGAUUCAAGGCAUAUUCUGACAAACAGAAAUCCUGCGGUGUGGCUUUCAAUUAAUAUAUUUACUGAUUCACGAAAUUUGUUUUUAGAUUUUACGUUUGAUUGGGAUUUCCGUAAAAUCGGGAUUUCAAUUUUCCAAUCGAACGCCCCUUGUUCAUAAAACCAUAUUUCAAAUACAAACAUGUGACCAAAUUGGAGAUUUUGCAAACAGAAUAUCCAUCCCACGAUUUUUCAUACUUCGCAGCCCUUAAGUUUUUCUACGUGUUGAAAUGAAAUUCCUUACCAGCCUUUUCCGAACCAGGCAGAACACCACCACUGUUAAGCUGUUCUAUAGCUUUGUACGGCUACAACCUAACUUUGACAAACAGGAGAUCUUUAAGAUCUGCAUUUCCCUUGAGUUCCUCUACAGUUUCUAGCACUUACCGGUAUAUUGUCGUUUCAGCCAAUUCUGUGAGGCGUUAAAGUGAUAAACUUAACUUACCGUAAGCAAGACCUAACUUCUUUAAUGAGCUUACUCGUUGUUCGCACUUUUGUUUUGACAGUCUUGCAGACCAGGUUAUUAUAAAUCAAGGUUUGAUGCCGACAGUGGCAAGUGUGUUAAGUGUAACUGUCAUGAUCAUUCAGAUGAAUUCUGCGAUCCAGAAACUGGACAGUGCAAGGUCAGCGGUUCCACCCCUUAUGAGCAAUUCUCUUGUGUCUGUAUGAUUUUAUUAUUAUUUUUUUUGUUGAUGCUACUGAAGUUGAUCUCCAUAGAAGUUUUUUUUCUUAUUAUUUGUUACCAGAAUUGCCUACACAACACCACAGGUUUUCACUGUGAGAAGUGCCUGGAGGGUUUUUAUGGAAACGCUACAAUCGGAGGACCAACAAACUGUAAAGAAUGUCCAUGCCCCAUGACUUCACCCCCAAACAGGUCAGUAAAUACUCUACAGUGGAAUCAUAAAAAUUGCGAAGCCUCUGGGGAAAAUUAGAUCGGUUCGAAACUUCGAGCGGGCUAGAAUAAUUGAGCGGGCGGGUGGUGAAUUUUAGGAUGGUUGUUAAAAUUGGGACUUCGAAAUAUCGAAAUUCCACUAUACCAGUUUCCAUCAACUGUUAUUGAGAUUGGACAUCAUGCGUGUAGAGGAAAUGGGUUGUGAAGAACUCAAAUGUACAUAUAUGUAUGGGCUUCCAUAUGCGGGUUCAGGGGUUUGUUGUUUCUCUCCCUUUGCUCCAAGAGGUUUUUCUCUGGGUAUUCCGGUUUCCCAUCUUUUUUAAAAAAAAAUUCUCAAAUCCUGAUUCGUUACGGAACGCACAUAAUUAUGUAGAUGUUGUAGUUAAUUUUUUAUUUCAGUUAAUUUUUGUUUUUCCAUUGUUUUGGGGUAUGGUAAUGUAUGCUAAUGAAUUUAAAACAAAGGAAAAACAAAAAUUAACUGAAAUUAAUUAACGAACAAAUCAUCUGUUCUAUGCUCGCUCAUGUUCUAUGAAUGCCCGGAUCCAUUUAAUUCUUAGUUUGUUUGUUUGUUGUUGUUUGCUUGUUGUUUGUCGUUAUUGUUGGUAUUUUUUGUUUUUAUUUUCGUUUUCCAUUUAUAUGUACCGUUUAAAAACGAACAGGAGUGUAAUGCUGGGCUGAGAGGUUUUUGAACGGUUUUAAAAAUCCCAGAUAUUGAUCAACUUCCAUUUUUAAGAUUUGAGAUGUUUAAAAGUCAAACCAGGUGUAUUAUCCUCAAGAAUACAAUGACUUACAAAAGUUGAACGGUUUUAAAAUUGCUCUGAUUUAAAUCAACUCAUUCUUGCACUAGUAUUAAGAUUUGAAUUUGUUUUGGUCUUCAAAGAUUUUCAAAAAAUCGGACGUAAAGUUUAGCUAUGUCUUUAUCAGAUGUUAAACGACACUCAUCAAACAAUUAAAUUCUCUCUUUUUUGUAAAAAAUCUUAAUGAAAUUGUUAAAAUUCUCUCUUUUUUUUUUGUCAGUUUUUGAAGUUCCAUUUAGAGAUGCCUACCUUCCUUCACCAGCCUCAACAUCACUCCUUUGCCAUCAUCAUCGUCGAAAGUGAUUGUCUAGGUACCAGCCCUCACAAUCAUUUUGCGUGACCGUUGACGUCAACAUCAGCAUUAGUAUCAUCAUCACUCCUUUAUUCAUUUUUAACCUUUCUACAUGAAGUGGAUUCCCGAGUUUUUCUUCAAAAACCGAGGGUUCCGAAAUUGUGACUGUAAGUUGUAACAGCCAGUUUUUAUUUAUUUCAAGCCAAUCUAUGGGUUUAAUAUUUUGUCAGGUUUAGUCCCACUUGUUUUAUGGCAGAUGAUGGCCAGCCGACAUGUGACGCAUGCGCUCCGGGUUAUGGCGGUAGAAGAUGUAACAGGCAAGUUCCUAUGCAGUCAAUAGUUACCGUUCAAUUGUCGUCAUUUUCAAUUAAAGAUCCCUUCAAGUCAACGAUUUAUUUUUACUUUUUAAACUGAUCGUUCCACUUAUUUCUCUCAGGUGUGUCAAGCCUUACUUUGGCAAUCCUACUGAGCCGGGAGGGACGUGCAAGCGUGGUAAUUGUUUAAUUAUGGAGAUUUAGAGUCCGUUCUGCUAAACGGCGCGGCAAACGUGAAUUUGUACCACGUGUUUAAGUUUACUCCUACACAAAAAGUAGUAGUCUCACGCCAGUUCCAUCCAAUAGAAUAAUUUCUGGUUGUUUUUAUCUGCUAAUUUUCUGUUAUGGGGAAUUCUCAACUUGAAUCCUACGUUUGUCGUUUGCCGUGACUAAAGUGACUCUUUAAGUGUCUCAAUACAGUUUUUCGGAGACCAUAUACCGAUAUUUUUCAAUGGGCUUGAAAUUGAUUUUAUCCUUGUCCAAUCACUAUGAAAUUUUCACUACUGACUGACUUUGGAUUGAAGUUUGUUAAAAUACGGUUUUAAGUAAAAUCUAUAUCACGAUGAAAACAAUUUUCAAAAAUCUUUGAAAUCGAUAGAAACCGAAUUUUGCGCCAUCAAAAACUUCUACUGAAAACCCAACACCAGAAGUUAAAUGCGUGGACAAUUGGAAUAUAUCGCAAAAUAAUGUCUUUUACUAUCUAUAAAAAGUAAAACUUAAUACAAACGUCCAUACAGCUGCUUCCACUAUCUAUUUUUUUUUCAUGUUUUGUUUCUUUGUAGAAGUUGAUUGCAAAUGCGAUGCUCGUGGCAGUGUUAACAGCACAUGUGAUCCUGAGACGAUGCAGUGUUUUUGUAAGGUACGCAGC